Messenger RNA from Leptosomus discolor (cuckoo roller), 3222 nucleotides. NCBI's taxonomy places the organism in Eukaryota, Metazoa, Chordata, Aves, Leptosomiformes, Leptosomidae. The record is from RefSeq and is a predicted model, not a curated record.
GAACGGAUUUUCCUAACGCUCUCAAACUACAUCUUUACAGUUAUCUUCCUGACUGAGAUGACAGUUAAGGUGGUGGCACUAGGCUUGUGUUUUGGGGAGAAAGCCUACUUGAAAAGCAGCUGGAACGUGCUGGAUGGGGUGCUGGUUCUCAUCUCCGUCAUCGACAUCCUGGUCUCGAUGGUGUCAGACAGCGGCACAAAAAUCCUGGGGAUGCUACGGGUUUUGAGACUGCUGAGGACACUGCGGCCCUUAAGAGUCAUUAGUCGAGCCCAAGGACUGAAGCUGGUGGUGGAGACUCUCAUGUCGUCCCUGAAGCCCAUUGGGAACAUUGUGGUCAUCUGCUGUGCCUUUUUCAUAAUCUUUGGGAUCCUGGGAGUUCAGCUGUUCAAAGGCAAGUUUUUUGUCUGCCAGGGGGAGGACACCAGAAACAUCACAAAUAAAUCGGAUUGUACGGAAGCAAGCUACAAAUGGGUCCGGCACAAGUAUAAUUUUGAUAAUCUCGGCCAGGCCCUGAUGUCUCUCUUUGUUCUGGCCUCCAAGGACGGGUGGGUGGAUAUCAUGUAUGAUGGCUUAGAUGCUGUGGGAGUUGACCAGCAGCCAGUCAUGAACUACAACCCAUGGAUGCUCCUCUACUUCAUCUCCUUCCUGGCCUUCUUCGUCCUCAACAUGUUCGUGGGGGUGGUGGUGGAGAAUUUCCACAAGUGUCGGCAGCACCAGGAGGAGGAAGAAGCCAAGAGGCGGGAGGAGAAGAGGCUUCGCCGGCUGGAGAAAAAGAGAAGGAGUAAGGAGAAACAGAUGGCUGAUCUAAUGCUGGAUGAUGUAUUAAUGGAGAGCUCAGCCAGUGCAGUGCAAGAAGCACAGUGUAAGCCCUACUAUUCGGAUUACUCCCGCUUCCGCCUCCUGAUCCACCAGAUGUGCACCAGCCACUACCUGGAUUUGUUCAUCACCGGCGUGAUCGGCCUCAAUGUGAUCACCAUGGCCAUGGAGCACUACCAGCAGCCAAAGGUUCUUGAUGAAGCCCUGAAGAUUUGCAAUUAUAUCUUCACUGUUAUCUUUGUCCUGGAGUCUGUUUUCAAGCUUAUCGCCUUUGGGUUUCGUCGCUUCUUCCAAGACAGAUGGAACCAAUUAGAUCUGGCAAUCGUGCUGCUAUCUAUCAUGGGCAUCACUUUGGAAGAGAUCGAGGUGAACGCUUCGCUACCAAUUAACCCCACUAUUAUCCGAAUCAUGAGGGUUCUCAGGAUUGCCCGAGUGUUGAAGUUGCUGAAGAUGGCUGUAGGGAUGAGAGCCCUGCUGGACACCGUGAUGCAAGCGCUGCCGCAGGUGGGGAAUCUGGGUCUUCUCUUCAUGUUGUUGUUUUUCAUAUUUGCAGCUCUUGGAGUGGAGCUGUUUGGAGACCUUGAGUGCGACGACACGCACCCCUGCGAGGGGCUGGGACGGCACGCCACCUUCAGAAACUUUGGGAUGGCCUUUCUGACUCUCUUCCGAGUAUCCACGGGAGACAACUGGAAUGGGAUAAUGAAGGACACGCUGCGAGACUGUGACCAGGAGUCCACCUGUUACAACACCGUCAUUUCACCCAUCUACUUCGUCUCCUUCGUGCUGACAGCCCAGUUUGUCCUGGUGAAUGUGGUGAUCGCUGUGCUCAUGAAGCACUUGGAGGAGAGCAACAAGGAGGCUAAGGAGGAGGCAGAGCUCGAAGCAGAACUGGAGAUGGAGAUGAAGACAAUCACCCCUGGCCAACACAGCCCCUCGGACAUCUUUGCAUGGGCAGGCAGCGCCGGUGGAGAGAGGCCCGAGAGCCCCCGAGGAUGUACCAAUCCCACGCAAAUCAAGGUGGAUUCUCAGCUCUCAUUAGUUUACCCUAUGGAAAGGCACUUGUUUGAUACCAUAUCACUGCUGAUCCAGGAAUCUCUGGAAGGAGAGCUGAAGCUGAUGGACAACCUGUCAGGCUCUGUGUACCAUCAUUAUGCCCUCCCAGCUCCCGAAUAUUACAACUCUGAGAACCAGGCUGAUCUCCGCUCCAAAGAUGACACGCUGACCCUGUCUCCCAGCAAGGACUUGCUGAGCGUGAGAAAGCCUUCGGUGGGGCGCACCCACUCUUUGCCAAAUGACAGCUACAUGUUCCAGCCGCCGUACUCCAGCCCCUGCCCUGCCUCCCUGGGCGAGAGGAAUCCAGCACACCACAAGUCCCAGUCAGGUUCAAAGGCAUCGGUGCAGUCACAGCCGGCAGACACCAGCUCUCUCCUGCAAAUUCCAAAAGACCAUUUUCACCCCGUAAGAGGUCAUGACCAUUUGGUGAGGGAGAGCAAACGCCAGGUUUCCCAGCAGGUGCACUCUCCUUCUGCUGAAAGGCUGCUCCGCAGGCAGAUGGCUAUAAGGAAUGACUCUUUGGAUAGCAAGGAGAAUCUCCACACCGAGGUGAGUGAACUCUCUGACCCAAAUGUCCCCGCUGUGCCCAAGGAAGAGUCAUCAGUGGCUCUGACACCCUCAGAAGCGCAUGAGUUGGCUGCAUGGAGCCGGGCAAGUGUUCAUACACAGCAGCAUUCCCACAAUCAGUAUAAUAUUUCAAAGCAGGCACCAGCAUCGUGUGCUUGUGCAGACUCGUAUCAGGAGACACCUGGAGAUUCAAUGGACCAAGAAGUAUCUGAAAUAAACAGCUCCUCGGAGCCUUUCACUUCGGAAACUUGUACAGCCUCGAGUGCCUGUUCGGAGGUUCAGCCUCUCACUCCUAAGAGGAACAUAGGCAAUACCGGCAACGUUACAUUGAAGGACCUGAAGAAAUACCACAGUGUAGACACCCAGGGUCUUCUAAAAAAACCGCCCUCUUGGUUAGAUGAUCAAAGGAGACAUUCAAUAGAGAUUUGUUCAAUGGAAAACAGCCCUCAGCACCAUUCCACAUCUAGCUCUUCUGGCUUCAUAAGUCAGGUGGUAAGUGAAAUGGAAGGCUUACAAGGAACACGGCAGAAGAAAAAGCUGAGCCCUCCAUGUAUAUCUAUAGAUCCACCCGAUGGACAGAGUCUGCUACCUAGAGGACCUCAGAGCAUCUCACCUGCCAGUGGAGACGUUUGCUUGAGACGGCGUGCUCCAUCUUGUGAGUCCAAGGAUUCGAUGGAUAUAGGGGAUUCGUUGCUUCCAGACAGUGUGUCAACAUCUCCUACCCCAAAGAAAGACUUGUUGACACUUCCUAGCUUUUCCUUUGAUCAAACAGAAAUGGACCCCUGA